Molecule: messenger RNA, 2643 nt
Organism: Phyllopteryx taeniolatus (common seadragon)
Lineage: Eukaryota; Metazoa; Chordata; Actinopteri; Syngnathiformes; Syngnathidae
Gene: rnf34a
Product: ring finger protein 34a
Exons: 8
Coding region: 135-1283 (382 amino acids)
Biological process (GO): proteasome-mediated ubiquitin-dependent protein catabolic process; negative regulation of extrinsic apoptotic signaling pathway via death domain receptors; protein K48-linked ubiquitination
Cellular component (GO): plasma membrane; cytoplasm
Molecular function (GO): ubiquitin protein ligase activity
Source: RefSeq, a predicted model, not a curated record
AGCGAGCCGCCGCCGUUGUUGUUGUUGUUGUUGUUGUUAUUAAUUGGCCGGUUGUGCAGCUUGCCACGAAACGUCCACCUUGCCAUGAAUACACUGUCAACUUGCCCAUUGUCUGUAGACAUACCAGAGCUGCAAUGAAGGCAGGGGCUUCGUCGGUGUGGGCUUCAUGCUGCGGUCUGCUGAAUGAAGUGAUGGGUACAGGAGCCGUCAGAGGUCAGCAGCCAGCUUUUGGGGCCGGUGCUGGGCCCUUCAGGUUCGCCCCCAGUGCCGGAUACUCCACAUACCCGCCCGCUAGCUCAGGGUGUCCCAGCCUUGUGUGCAAGUCCUGCGGUCUGGCCUUCUCGGUCUUCAGGAGGAAGUACAUUUGCAGCGACUGCAAGAAGAGCUUCUGCUCUCUGUGUUCCGUGCCUCUGGAGAAUGUGCGCAUAUGUGCCACGUGCCAUCUGCUGAAGGCAACAGCCUUCCAUCGUCCGCGCCUCAUGCAUCUAAGGGUCAGGGACCUCCGGCAGUACUUGUUGCUCCACAACGUCCCUACCGACACUUGCAGGGAAAAAGAAGACCUGGUGGACCUGGUGCUCUGUCACCAGGGCAGCGAGGAGGAGGAGGAAGAAGAGGAGGAGCCUGACACGAGUAGCCUCCACUCACGUUCCAUGUAUACUCUAGCACCUUCGACCACACAGUCUGCCUCACAGCUGUCCCAACUCGCUGCCUCUCAGGGGGAACCUCUCAGCACCAGUGAUAGUUCUGAUAGCAACCAGGACUUUGGUGAUGCCACAUCAGUGUCGCUCCUCCACCUAGACCCCAGUGAAAAUACACCUGAGACGAGCCCUCAGACGCAGCGCCUGCUCCGAGCGUCUCUCUCGGACAUCUCCGGCGUGAGCGACAUCGAGGGCCUCUCUGUCCGACAGUUGAAGGAGAUCCUGGCCAGGAACUUUGUCAACUAUUCCGGGUGCUGCGAGAAGUGGGAGCUGGUGGAGCGAGUCAGCAGACUCUACCGAGAGACCGAGGAGAACAGGAAAUCAUUGGAAAAUGUGAGCAGUACUGUAACCAAAGCGGUGGCCUUCCCCGCUCCUAUCUGCAAUGGGGCCAUUGGAGAUUGUGAGAAAGGUCCGCCGAUGUUCCUUGACGAGAACCUGUGCAGGAUCUGCAUGGACGCCGUGAUCGACUGCGUUCUGCUGGAGUGCGGCCACAUGGUGACGUGCACCAAGUGCGGCAAGAGGAUGAGCGAGUGCCCCAUCUGCAGGCAGUACGUCGUGAGGGCUGUGCACGUCUUCAAGUCCUAAUGCAACCUCACCUUCGACACCGCAGCUUAGACUCAGACGGUACUUUAAUUCAAUCAUGCAAAUCACAUCCACUGAAUCCCCUUUUGUGCAUGUUUGUAGUUUGUGCUUCCCCAUUUUUACAUGAGUUGCACAUUCGGAAAUAUGUUUUGGUUCUUCCAGUAAGCAGAAUUCUCACUUGAAUCAUUCCUGAUAUGAACAUAUCUCCUGCUGUAUCUGUUUUACAACCAAAAGAAUGUUGAAUGUGGGUGCACUCAACUCCCUCAAAUCUGCCUAUAAAUUGUAGCCAGCCUUGUGUAGAUCGAGCACCUCCUCACACAACUGCUGCAAGUGACUACAUACGCUAUCGUAGUAGCACCAAGGAUGCACACACUUGACAAGAAGGUGCGCAGAUGGUGCCAAACGACGGGUGACACUUCAUGCUCCUCGCCCUUCGCAUUCUUUCAGUCCUAGUGGACGGGUUUGUGACUAUUGAGCGGGCAGAUGCACUCGCUCAUCAGUUCGUGAGCAUUGGAGAUGGCCGAGGCGGGAUGUUUACUAAUUCUUCAACACUUCGUGUCGUCGUGUAGGCCACUAACCGGAUGAAUGCACGUCGAGUAGGGCGAUUAGACGUCACAUUAGAUGUUGGUGAUGGACAAUGAGGAUUUGUUUUAGAAAGGUAUUUUAGUACACACUUUUGUCAAAAUGCAUAACAUUGAGAUUAACAUAAGGUCUGCCGUCGCCUGUGUCUCAGCACUUGAGACAAAAAUCGGUGCUAGUCAUCUUGGCAUCUUCACUAUAUUCGAGUCAAACUGUGGCUAUAACGCUGGAUGUUCAUUUUGGUUUUGUUGUUUACUGUCACAAGUGAAAUGAAGUGUCUUUUUUUUUCUCAAGUAGGAUCAAUGAACUCAACUAUUCAAAGUAAUUCUACUUGUUAAUAGAUGAGUAUAUAGAAAUGACUUGCUCAUGUACAUUUGCAUAUAAUUAUGCAUAUAUAUAUUUUCCAUUUGGUUUAAAGUAAAAUAUUUCAAAUUUCCCUUGGAUUGAAAUUGUUUACUAUUGUUUUUUUUUCUUAAGUUGAGUUAAUUGGGUUUGUCCCUCUUGCAUAUAUAUAUAUAUUUUUUUUAUCUGACAUCCUACCUAGCUGUAGCUCCUCAAACAUUUUGGUUUAUUUUCUCCCAAUGCUGCUCAUUUGCAAAUCUGCAUAUCAUAUCAGUCUCUGAACCUUACCUGCACAAAUGGCAAGAUUGCUGCUAUUACAGUAAAGACCUUUCCUUUAAACAUUGCAAAGCAGGACACACUUUUCCUUUACAGCGCAAGUAUUGUGGGAAAUGUUUUGUCUUUGGGACUUGAACAUUUUAUUUUAAUAAAGAAAGUGUGUGUA